Molecule: messenger RNA, 2190 nt
Organism: Aspergillus wentii DTO 134E9
Lineage: Eukaryota; Fungi; Ascomycota; Eurotiomycetes; Eurotiales; Aspergillaceae
Product: elongation of very long chain fatty acids protein
Exons: 2
Coding region: 193-1758 (521 amino acids)
Biological process (GO): very long-chain fatty acid biosynthetic process; sphingolipid biosynthetic process; fatty acid elongation, saturated fatty acid
Cellular component (GO): endoplasmic reticulum membrane
Molecular function (GO): fatty acid elongase activity
Source: RefSeq, a predicted model, not a curated record
AUCGCUUUUUUCUUAGUAUUUAUUUUUUCCAAUCUAAUAAUUGAUUUUUAUUUCUUUCCCCAUCGCCAAAAAGAAAAAAAGUUUUCUUUCUAUAAUAAUUGCCGGUUGUCUUCCUCACCUUCUUCCUCCCUUCUUUCCUCUCUUUCUCUUCUCUUCUCUCCAGAUUCCCCCCGGAGAAGAGAUCGCCCAACCAUGUACGACUUCACAUCGGCCACCGAGUCGGGCCCUGCCACUGUCCGCGUUGGUCUUCCGCCUGCCUCGCUGUUGAGCUUCCCUCCAAGCGAAAACCAUGCGAUUCUUCCUGCACCCCAGGCCACCGAAUGGACCUGGCAGCAGCCCUUCAACAUCCCCGACUCCCUCUAUACUCAGAUGCUCGACAUUCGCGUCCCCAUCACCAUUGCCGGAACCUAUGCCGUGACCGUCGUCCUCAUCAAUCGCAUCAACAAGAGCCGCGGAUACAAGCCCUACGCUUUCAGCAACACACGCCUCUUCAAGCUCUUCGUCAUCCUCCACAAUGUCUUCCUCGCGAUCUAUUCUAUGUGGACUUUCGCUGGAAUGUUUCAGGCAUUCCGCAAUUCUAUGCCUGGGUGGAAUAACCAGAACGGCCUUGUCGGCAUCACGGAUUCCCUGUGCAAGGCCAAUGGCCCCCGUGGCUAUGGUAAUGCCGCUACCUACAACUCCGUGACCGAUCAAUGGAGCAUCGCGAACCCUGAGAUGAAGCUUGGUGAGGGAGGUCUUCCGGAUCCCAGCGAUGUUGGUCGUCUGUGGAACCAGGGAUUGGGCUUUUUGGGCUGGAUCUUCUACCUAUCCAAGUUUUACGAGGUGUUGGACACCGCGAUCAUCUUGGCCAAGGGUAAGAAGAGCUCGACUUUGCAGACCUACCACCACGCCGGUGCUAUGAUGUGCAUGUGGGCUGGUAUCCGCUAUAUGGCCCCGCCGAUUUGGAUCUUCACUCUCGUUAACUCGGGUAUUCAUGCUCUGAUGUACACUUACUACACUCUGACUGCCCUUCGCAUCCGUGUCCCUCAAGCCAUAAAGCAGUCCUUGACUACCAUGCAGAUCACCCAGUUCGUUUUUGGAACCGCUAUGGCCGCCUCGUACUUGUUUGUUAGCUACACCCUGCCUUAUGCCCCGGCUUCGAGGGAAGCCGCCAGUGUUCCUGCUACUGCUGGUUCUUCUGGUCCGGCCCCGUGGUUGAAGAAGUUUGCUUUCCGUGCUGCGGGAGCUGAGGGUGUCGCCGAGAAUGUGGGCGCUGGCCAGAAGCCAUUGGGUGCUAUCCAGGCCAAUGACUCCAACAUGGUGACUUGCCUCGACACAACUGGUCAAGCCUUUGCUGUUUGGCUGAAUGUCAUGUACCUCCUGCCCUUGACAUUCCUUUUCGUCCGUUUCUUUAUCCGUUCGUACUUGUACCGCAAGGCACCAAGCACUCAGCACCCCACCCAGUUGCACCCCGCUGAGAAGGCCGGUCUGGAUGCCCUGAAGGGUGUCAGCCGUGAGAUCCAGAAGGCUGCUCUGGAACAGAAUGGUGAACUCACCGACGACGAAGCCGUGGCAAAGGCUCAGGCUCAAGCCAAGAAGCCCCAGCAGAGCAACGUCAACUCCCCCAUCAAGACGCGCUCUUCGACCCAGAAGAAGUCCGCUGCCAAUGGCAAUCAGUCAGAGCAGGGCUUCUCGCCUGUGAAGAAGGGCUCUAAGAAGUCCAGUGCUCCUGACAUCAAGGGCAACAACCCCUAUGAUGUUUUGAGUGACAAGGCUUAAAGCUAUCCAUCGUGACUAAAUACCACAUUUGUUUGAGACAUGAUAAAAUGCCCGGUUGAUCCACCGUUGGGACUCUCGAUUAUUAUUAUGGUUUAAUCACGGAUUAUUCCAACCGCUUCCUACAAGGGACUGCGCUCCAGGCUUACAGAGGAGCUCUGAACCGAACGGCAACGGAAGGCCGGGGCUUCCAGGUCUAAUCACGAAUACACGAUUCAAUAAGACUGAUGGAUUGAUAAUGGAAUUGCCAAUGCGUGGGCUGUUCUUCUCUAAUGUUUUGACUGGGGGUUUAGAGUUCUGUUCUUGAGAUAUUCUUUCUGUAAAUACACGUUUUAUCUGCCACUGGAUCUGGAUCCAGGCGUCAGUGCUUAGCAAGACUUGGACUGGUGUUAUCAUACAUAAUAAAAGAUUAAUACCCAACUUCCAUCUACAUAC